ACGGCGCGGUGUCCCAUCGGCGACUGCCGCAUUCUCACGUGACCCGCUAAAAAGUUGAUCUUCGAUGGUUUUCGAGGUGCAAGCUUAAGAGGUCAUUCCACUCGAGUGAAACUAGCGAGCAGGAUGGCGGACGUGAAGAAGCGAAAGGCUGGAGAGCGCACAUCAGGUCCUCAAAAGCGAGCUGCUAAGAGGAAGCACUUACCUCGGCGGCCGUCAUCCCCCGAGCUCAGUGACGUUGCUACGUCUGGUGAAAAUGUUGUCGGCACGCUGGUCAUGGAUCCUAUGAUCGAUCCUGAUGACUCGCCAGCCUCAUCUGAAGGGGGAGAGGAUGUGUCGGAAGGCUGGGUUGAGGGUGUAGAGAACGAAGACGGGGACGGUGAUGACGAUGAUGUCGAAGAUUUUGGAGGGUCGGUAGAGGAAGAGGCGGAAGAAGACGAUGUGGAGCCAGAGGCUGGGCCAUCCACCACGAAGCCGAAGCCGACGCCGAAUGGCAAGAGUAAAUAUCGUCCGCCGACAAUGGAGGAGCUGGAGACACUACGUCAGACCGAAUCAAGCGGUGGAAAUACAUUUGCACUUCAAUUGGACGCUCUCCUCACAUCGACAUUAUUGUCCAAGACCCCUCCUGCUGGACUGAAGGAUCUCUUAGCAACUAUCCAUUCGCAUAUUAUGUCGCUUCAUUCUUUACCUGCUCUGCUUCCGCCAAAAGCCUGUAAACGGUUUGGACAGGCUAUCCCCUUUCCUGGGCCAGAUGUUUUCCACCCGCUCAAAAGAGCCGAUGUGAAGUGGACUUUGGGCUGGGAGAAGCCAGAGGAGGUGAUCAUUGGUGGGAGUUGGGGUGUGUGUGGAGGAUAUAGAAAGGGAAAGAAAGAGAUGGGCGAUGUAAAUGUUGUGGCUGUCAUGCCAGCGGCCCUGUUCUCACCAAAGGAUCGUAUGGAUUUUCGAUACUUUCAUAAGCGAAUUUACUACCUUGCCAUAAUCAAGAAAUCUCUCGAGAUGCUCGGAGAGAAAUCAGGCGCAUCUUUGAGCGGUAUCAAGGUUCGAUGGGAAGACGCACACGGGGAUAGCAGGCGGCCCAUCAUCGUCAUUUCUGCAGGCAAAGAACAAGGUCUCCGUGACUCAGUCGAGAUCAGUGUAUCCGCAGCUGCGCCGGGUGCCCUCUUUCAGCCAUCGUCUCUCUCCCCGAGCAAGUCGCUCCUCAGGGAUGCCGGUAUUCCCGAGUCAGCUCAGACGCCCCUAUACUCCACGUCCAUCAUUCAGGAUACUCUGCACAAAGCCCAUCUCUUACACCUACAUCACCUCAGUCAAUUCGCCACCGUCGAUAGGAUGGUCGAUGCAUUUCUCGCGCUGUGGCGCAUAUGGGCUUCUCGGAGAGGUUUACAAAGGCAUCGAGGUGGCAGCGGUUGGUUCGCAUCCAUGCUUCUGGGAUGGGUCAUGGACGGCGUGUUGAUUGGUGGCUCCGGAGGGGAUCGGACAAAGUUUCGAAGGGAGCCAGGGCUUGGCAAAAGUCUCACUGCGUGGGCAGCCUUGAAAGCAGCUUGGGAAAGGAUAGGGAGUAUGGAUCUAAGCAAGCGUCCGGUAUCUCUCUGUGUAUCGCAAGAUCCCAUGAUUCCCUUGCCGCAAAUACUGGAGUCAUUCUCUGUCGCAUUGGUGGACCCCACCGGCAGCAUCAAUAUUUUCGCCGAAUGGGAUGAGGGUGACAUUGAACUGCUGCAAUAUCACGCCCGCGAGACCUUGGCGUUGCUGGAGCAUGUGGAUGAGGAUCAUUUCUCAGACGUCUUUCUGAGGAAUCUCAGCAUAACGUCGGGGGUGUACGACGAUUUCUUAACAAUCGACAUCUCCAGCAUCCGCCUCGACACUGACGUAUUAGAAGAGAGUGAGCGGACUACGAAGCUCCGACGAGCUUCACAAGCUAUCAGCUCCUUGCUUCGACGGGGUCUCACCGAUAGGGUCAAGCUCGUUCACUGUUCAGUGGAUCAGGAUCAUCCGGAUUCUGUUCAUGUGGGACUGAUAUACAAUUCAUCGAGCGCCACUCGAGUUAUGGACAUUGGACCGUCUAGCGAUUCCAAGGCGGAGGGUCAAGCCUUUAGAGAAUUCUGGGGAGACAAAGCGGAGCUCAGAAGAUUCAAAGACGGCUCAAUAUCCGAAAGCGUGGUCUGGAGCAUUGUUCGGCCUGAAGAAGCAACCACCAUCCCAUACCAGAUAGUCUGUUGGCUUUUGCAACGCCAUUUGGACAUCUCAACUCCUCAGGUCACCACCUUCUCUGCCAAGCGAUCGUGGAUGGACAUUUUACAGGUCGACGCUGCAGCUCGAGAUGCCAUCAAUGUGGCUGGAUCUGAAAAACUAGGCUUCCGACCGAUAUUGGACGGCUACGAAGAGCUGUACAAGCUGCUCAAGUCCAUCGAUAACGAGCUACCACUUUCCAUCCUUCAAGUACAGCCUGCGUCCGAGCUGCUUCGAUACUCCACGACAUUCGUUCCUCACCCAAUCGACAUUGCUCGAUACCCGACUGCACCCGACUGUCUGAAGUACGUUUCUAGAGCGGAGAUCGUGGUCCAGUUUGAGUCCUCUCCACGAUGGCCCGAUGACCUCGCUGCGAUUCAAAAGGUCAAAUUUGCGCUCAUGGAGAAGCUCGCGGGGCUAGUACGUCACGCUCAGCGAGACAGCACAAUCAAUAUUGUCUUUGAUCCUCACGCGAGCGAGAUCGAAGAUUCGGCGGGUCUGGAGAUCCUCCUCGGAUCUGGAGUAGCUUUCCUACUUCGCAUCUAUCACGAGCGAGAACGUACUCUGUUGGAUAGAGCUAUAGAGGGAGACGCGCCUGCGUUCGGUACUUCCCUCCCGCUGCCUCCCCGUCGCCUUGCGAUUCCUGCUCUGGAAUUACACGUCCGACGCUUCAUUCACUUACCGCGACAUCAUGCGACCAUUGCUCCUCUACAUCAUCGAUAUCCUUCGUAUUCCUCCGCUUGUAGAUUGCUCAAACGAUGGUUCUCAGCUCAUAUGCUCAGUCUCAAGAUCGAAACCGAAGCCAUCGAGCUGCUCAUGGCCAAAGUGUAUUUGCAGCCUGGAUCUCUAGGAUGUCCUGCAAGUGCACCACAAGGAUUCGUACGAGCCAUCAAGGUGUUGACGGAAUGGGAUUGGAAAAUUGAGCCGAUCAUUCUUCCCCUGUCUGGUGAGGCUGGGAAAUCCGGUAGACCAAGGAUGGAUGGAGAGGUGCAAAAUGGGAUCGUGAGGCAAUUUGAAGCCCGUAGAACGAAGGACAAGACCUACCUUCACUCUGCGUGGGUUAUCGCGACGGAGCAGGACCACACCGGACUUCGAUGGACCAGUGGUAUCUCCAAGGUCGUAGCAAAUCGAGUGAGGUCUUUGGCAAGAGCGACUUUGGAGGCAAUCAGAACUGCCACCCUGUCUUCAGAACUGGAUAUAAGGGCGCUAUUCACCACUCCUUUGGCAGAUUACGAUGUACUCGUUCAUCUGCAUUCGGGUAUCUUACCUACGUAUGCUCAAGGCGUCCACGCCGACGCGGCGAACUGGGUUUCGGAAGCCCGCUUCAAGAAUGCCCGACGAACAGUCUAUGGGGACGAAAUUCGAAUCGCGUUCGAUCCCGCUCUGGCAUUUGCUCAAGAUAUCCAGCGCUUGUAUGGCGACACUCUUCUCGUCUUUUUCGACCAGCACGGCGGUCAAGUCAUAGGUCUUCUGUGGAAUCCUGACAAGGUGCCUUCGAGAGCGCUGAAGCCUUUCUUGGGAUACUCCACCAAGCCGAGCGCUGGCGAGGCUGCACUCGUAACACUCGAUAAGGAUGCUGUCAUUACUGAGAUCCAGAGACUAGGCGAGGGACUGAUCAAGAGCAUUGUAGUCAAAUGACAUUAUGGAACGAGAACCUCAGGUCGGACAGUUGCCUGCGUGGGAGCAUGGUCA
This is a messenger RNA of Kockovaella imperatae, 3912 nucleotides long. Its product is annotated as Nrap protein. The record is from RefSeq and is a predicted model, not a curated record. Lineage: Eukaryota; Fungi; Basidiomycota; Tremellomycetes; Tremellales; Cuniculitremaceae. Bases 124 to 3858 code for a protein of 1244 amino acids. Gene Ontology annotation, biological process: rRNA processing; tRNA export from nucleus. The transcript is spliced from 11 exons. Gene Ontology annotation, cellular component: CURI complex; UTP-C complex; small-subunit processome.